AUCACGAGUUAUUUUCCUUGGUUAACAAUACUUGUUGUUUUGCCGAUAUUCGCGGGUUCCUCAAUUUUCUUUUUUCCUCAUAGAGGAAAUAAGAUGUUUAGGUGGUAUACUAUUUGUAUAUGUUUAUUAGAACUACUUCUAACAACCUAUGCAUUCUGUUAUCAUUUCCAAUUGGACGAUCCAUUAAUUCAAUUGGAGGAAGAUUAUAAAUGGAUAGAUAUUUUUGAUUUUCACUGGAGACUGGGAAUCGAUGGACUUUCCAUAGGACCCAUUUUACUGACAGGAUUUAUCACUACUUUAGCUACUUUAGCGGCUUGGCCAGUUACGCGAAAUUCGCGAUUGUUCUAUUUCCUGAUGUUAGCAAUGUACAGCGGUCAAAUAGGAUCAUUUUCUUCUCGAGACCUUUUACUUUUUUUCAUCAUGUGGGAGUUAGAAUUAAUUCCUGUUUACUUACUUUUAUCCAUGUGGGGAGGAAAAAAACGUCUCUACUCGGCUACAAAGUUUAUUUUGUACACAGCAGGGGGUUCUAUUUUUCUCUUAAUAGGAGUUCUAGGUAUGGGUUUAUAUGGUUCCAAUGAACCAACAUUAGAUUUUGAAAGAUUAACUAAUCAAUCAUAUCCUGUGGCAUUGGAAAUAAUAUUAUAUUUUGGUUUCUUUAUUGCUUAUGCUGUCAAAUCGCCGAUUAUACCCCUGCAUACAUGGUUACCAAAUACCCAUGGAGAAGCACAUUACAGUACAUGUAUGCUUCUAGCUGGAAUCUUAUUAAAAAUGGGGGCAUAUGGAUUGAUUCGGAUCAAUAUGGAAUUAUUACCCCACGCUCAUUCUAUAUUUUCCCCCUGGUUGGUAAUAGUUGGAACGAUGCAAAUAAUCUAUGCAGCUUUAAUUUCUCUCGGUCAACGCAAUUUUAAAAAGAGAAUAGCCUAUUCCUCUGUAUCUCACAUGGGUUUUACAAUUAUAGGAAUUGGUUCUAUAACCGACAUGGGACUCAAUGGAGCCAUUUUACAAAUACUCUCUCAUGGAUUUAUUGGUGCUGCACUUUUUUUCUUGGCGGGAACGAGUUGUGAUAGAAUACGUCUUGUUUAUCUCGACGAAAUGGGAGGGAUAUCUAUCCCAAUGCCAAAAAUAUUUACCAUGUUCAGUAGUUUCUCGAUGGCUUCUCUUGCAUUGCCAGGAAUGAGUGGUUUUGUUGCGGAAUCAGUAGUAUUUUUUGGAAUAAUUACUAGUCCAAAAUAUCUUUUAAUGCCAAAAAUACUAAUUACUUUUGUAAUGGCAAUUGGAGUGAUAUUAACUCCUAUUUAUUUAUUAUCUAUGUCACGUCAGAUGUUCUAUGGAUACAAGCUAUUCAAUGUUCCACACUCUAAUUUUUUGGAUUCUGGACCACGAGAACUAUUUGUUUCAAUUUGUAUCUUUCUACCCGUAAUAGGAAUUGGUAUUUAUCCUGAUUUCGUUCUCUCGUUAUCAGUUGACAGGGUACAAACUAUCCUAUCUAAUUACUUUUAUAGAUAG
This is a messenger RNA of Phoenix dactylifera (date palm), 1506 nucleotides long. NCBI's taxonomy places the organism in Eukaryota, Viridiplantae, Streptophyta, Magnoliopsida, Arecales, Arecaceae. The record is from the annotation of a RefSeq genome assembly.